Molecule: messenger RNA, 423 nt
Organism: Cyprinus carpio (common carp)
Lineage: Eukaryota; Metazoa; Chordata; Actinopteri; Cypriniformes; Cyprinidae
Product: metallothionein-like
Exons: 3
Coding region: 115-306 (63 amino acids)
Molecular function (GO): metal ion binding
Source: RefSeq, a predicted model, not a curated record
CACAUAUGACGUUCUCACGUAAUUGUGACGCACGAACGAGCGUUUCCAUUUAUUACUACCAGACAGAUUUUUUCCACGAAAGCAUCAUACAGUCGUUGGAAUUAGGGUGCCAAAAUGGACCAGUGUGACUGUUCUAAAUCUGGGUCUUGUAAAUGCGGGCAAAACUGCAAAUGCUCCAACUGCAAGUGCGCACAUAGCAAGAAAAGUUGCGGCAGUUGUCCAUCUGAAUGCAGUAAGGGCACAAAGGACUGCGAGAGCGCGUGCAAGGACAAGGAGAAGUCGUGCGACACACACUGCUGCAAAUGAAAGUCUGUGAUAUGUGCUGUGACACUGUGCUCCAUUAAUAAUGAUAACAUACAACAAAUCUUUCGUGUACUCCCUCAUUUGUUGUGAUUAUUGACGAAAUUAAAGGAUGUACUUUGA